This is a messenger RNA of Caenorhabditis remanei, 429 nucleotides long. RefSeq lists its product as uncharacterized. Lineage: Eukaryota; Metazoa; Nematoda; Chromadorea; Rhabditida; Rhabditidae. The record is from RefSeq and is a predicted model, not a curated record. Bases 1 to 429 code for a protein of 142 amino acids. The transcript has a single exon.
AUGGAGAAAGAAGAAGGAGAUCCCUUUGUCGGGAGUGUUCAUUGCACUUUCCAGACCCCGCAUUCGAAGGUCAACACGUAUUGCUACGGUAUUACACCCCCGCCACCGGCCAUACCUGAACCAAUGUUUUAUCUCAUGCAUUGCUCGAAUCCCAUGAAAAAAGCCAGAACAUGCCCUGUAUGCUGGUUGCAUUUUGACAACUUAUCCCGAUGUGCCGGUCACAUUUCAAGCAGACAUCCGGCCGCAACCUUCCCAUCUGCAAUUCAUCCAAUCAGCAUCGAUGUGAUCCGCCAAUGGGGACAACUAGCCGAAACUGUCUAUCCGGGAUAUCUGCGUGAGGUAUGUUUAACAAGGAAAGCUCUCGAAGUGUCCUCUUUCAAACGACUCAAGAAUUUGUCACCUGAUACUAUCUACUCAGUACAUUCCUAG